AUGAGGAUCCGGAAACGACAAGUGCCUCUUCCUCUUUCGUCUCUAUUACCUGUUCCUCUUUCAGAUCUCUACUUUAACCGCUCACCGACGGCCACCGCUCGAUACUUUUGCGGCGAGGAUAGAGAAGGAGGUUUUGCUUCUCUUCAGCUUCCGCUUCCGCUACCGUCGCCGAUUCCUCAUCGGUUCAAGAAGGAGGAGGAUGAGAAGGCUUUGGAUGAUGAUGAUAAUGGUGAUGCUGAUGUAGACGUGAAGAAUGGUACUGAUGCAUCGGGCAGCAAGAACGUUAAUCCCGAAGGAGAAUCCGACUCUUCGACACAAGUUGCCGAGAAGAAUGAAAAGGGUGUUACUUUGAGGAAGAGAAGAAGCGUUAUAAGCUUCGAGGAACAAGAAGAAGAGGAGGAAGACGAAGCUCGUGGCGGUAGAGGCGGUAAAAAAGGGAAGAAGAAGGCGAAAAAGAGCGGUGCGUUAGAGGAAGGAUCACGGUGCAGCCGCGUUAACGGUAGAGGGUGGAGAUGUUGUCAGCAAACGCUUGUUGGGUACUCCCUUUGUGAGCACCAUCUCGGUAAAGGAAGGGUACGGAGCAUGAAGAAGAGUGCUGGCGGUCGUGGCGGCGGCCGAGGCGGCGAGAAGAAGGCGGUGGUGGUGGAGGUGAAGAAGAAGAGAGUGAAGCUUGGGAUGGUAAAGGCGCGUUCGAUAAGUAGUUUGCUUGGACAAACCAGCACAAGCAGUGAUAAUGCCGAUGUUGUUGUUGCUACUGAGAGCGAGAUAAGUGCACCUGCUGAUCAGUUUGUUGCAUAUGAUAAAUUGAUCGACGACUUAAUUGGUGUUUGUGCUUGA
Thlaspi arvense is the source of this 837-nucleotide messenger RNA. NCBI's taxonomy places the organism in Eukaryota, Viridiplantae, Streptophyta, Magnoliopsida, Brassicales, Brassicaceae. The record is from the annotation of a GenBank genome assembly.